AUGGAGGAGAAGAGAAACACCAUUAAUGUAGUUAUGUUACCAUGGCUAGCCCAUGGUCACAUAAGUCCAUUUUUAGAACUAGCCAAAAAACUCACAAAUAAAAAUUUCCAUAUUUACAUAUGUUCCACUCCAAUAAACCUAAGUUCCAUCAAGAAAAAUGUGACAAAAGAAUAUUGUGAAUCAAUAGAAUUAGUUGAGCUUCAUCUUCCAUCUUUACCAAAUCUUCCUCCUCAUUACCACACCACCAAUGGCCUCCCACACCAUCUCACAAACACUCUAAUUGAAGCAUUUCAAAACGCCACUCCAGAAUUUUCAAAAAUAUUACAAACUCUUAAUCCAGACUUAGUCAUUUAUGACUUAAAUAUGACGUGGGCUGCUGAGUUCGCGUCCUCUAUAAACAUUCCUGCCGUGCAAUUCCUCACUUUUAGCAUUGCUAUGAUUGUUUUACUCCUCCACAUGUUUAAUAAGCCCGGAGUUGAAUUUCCAUUUCCUGAAAUUUACAUGCGUCAACAUGAGAUGCUUCAAAUGCAAAAGCUUGCAAUGGAAAACUCAAAAGUUAAUAUGAAAGACUCAUUCAUGGAGGCCAUUAGACAAUCGCGUGACAUUAUACUAGUGAAGGAUUUUGAAGUGAAAUAUAUGGAUUAUCUCUCUGAAUUAGUAUCCAAGAAAAUCGUCCCAAUUGGUUCUCUAGUUCAUGAUUCCAUUGAUCAAAGUGAUGUGGGCAUAAUGCAAUGGCUUGACAAGAAAGAAAAAGGUUCAAGUGUGUUUGUGUCAUUUGGGAGUGAGUGGUUUCUAUCACAGGAAGAAAUCCAUGAAGUAGCUCAAGGGCUAGAGCUUAGUAAAGUGAACUUCAUUUGGGUUAUUAGGUUUCCACAAGAUGAAAAAAUAAGUAUUCAUGAUGUAUUACCACAAGGGUUUUUAGAAAGGGUAGGAGAAAGAGGAAUGGUUUUGGAAAAAUGGGCUCCACAAGCCACAAUUUUACAACACACGAGUAUCGGUGGAUUUGUGAGUCAUUGUGGAUGGGGUUCAUUAACGGAGAGUAUGAAAUUUGGUGUGCCCAUAAUUGCAAUGCCAAUGUGUCUUGACCAACCAAUCAAUGCUAGGAUUGUGGAACAUAUUGGCAUGGGAGUUGAAGCAUUGAGGGAUGAAAAUGGGAAGUUACAAAGUGAAGAAAUUGCAAAAGUGAUAAGGGAAGUGGUAAUUGAAGAAAGUGGUGAGGGUGUGAGGAAGAAAGCUAGAGAAUUGAGUGAGAAGAUGAAGAUGAAAGGGGAUGAAGAGAUAGAUGGAGUGGUGGAGGAGUUGGUUGCACUUUGCAACAACAAAUGA
Messenger RNA from Solanum stenotomum, 1326 nucleotides. RefSeq names its product UDP-glucosyltransferase 29-like. Gene Ontology annotation, molecular function: UDP-glycosyltransferase activity. The record is from RefSeq and is a predicted model, not a curated record. The transcript has a single exon. The coding region runs from base 1 to 1326 and encodes 441 amino acids. Lineage: Eukaryota; Viridiplantae; Streptophyta; Magnoliopsida; Solanales; Solanaceae.